GAAGUUGCUCUACGACCUAAAAUUCAUGGGGUUUCCGUUAAAGAGCAUCUAUAACUGUAGGUAUCCAAAAACAACCUAAUUCUUGUUUUGCACUUGCCGUGUAUUAGCUUUGGUCGCGUCGUCCAGUUUUAUUAUAGAUUUUCUGUUUUUGUGUGAGCAAAUGAGCAGCAAUGUUAGCGUAGCAACAGCCGCUCACGCAGACGCUGCUUUUGGGCUGUAAGCACCUUAGCUCCAAUCACUGAUGCUUUUCAACUCUUAGCAUCGUAACUACCCUGUCAAAGGGACCCAAGGACUGCUUACCGCACAAUAAGCACAAUGACGUCAGCGUCAACUAAAGUUGGAGAGAUCUUCUCGGCAGCUGGAGCUGCCUUCACCAAACUAGGAGAGCUCACAAUGCAGCUGCAUCCAGUGGUGGAUUCCAGUCCUACAGGUGGUCAUGCUAAGAGCACAGUCAAGAGGAAGCUGUAUGAAGACGGAGCUCUGGCGCCUCCCUCCAAUGACAGGACAAAGAAGGUCACUAAAAAAUCCACUGUUGCUGUGUCCACACCCAGUGUCAUUUCUGGAUCCACAGCUCAGGUGGUUUUGGCCACUGGAUUUCAAAGUCCUGGCCCCAACACUGCCCCAUUAAAGAAACAGAAGACAGCAAACGUGACCCUGAGUGCUUUAAAUGACUCAGACGUCAACAGCGACCUCGUAGACAUUGAAGGACUAUGUGAAGUGUCCAACUCCAAAAAGCUCAACAACUUUGAUCAAGACAGCCUGAACCUGGAUUCAAGCCUCAUCAUAAAUUCCAGUGAUCUCCCUCUGCUCUCCUGUUAAGACAUCACUUCCUGUGCCCUCUUUACAUGGACAAUUAAUGGAUUGUUUUAUUGGGAGGGAGAAAUACCACAGACUGGGAGAAGACCAAUUUAAAUUUCACAUCUUUCUGACAUUUUUUAAAAAGACAAUUCAUGAAGCGGAAUAAAAAAGAAAUGCAUCGACUGCUUUGUUGGUUUUAAAGUCAAGUCUAUUUUGUCGUGGAAACUUUUGUAGUAAAUGUAUCACUGAGUAUUUACAGUAUUAGUUUAAGUGGUCAAGUUGUACUUUUCCUGUUACUUGUCCACAUGCGUACAUUUGACGCUCAUUUAUACGACUUAAAUAGUCUGUCUCCGUCUAGUAAUUGUGCAUGUUGUUUUGUAGUUAAGACCUGUGUUUAUAAAAAUACAAUCACAUAUGCUGGCAACAGUUUUCAAGCUGCUUUAAAAUUAGGGCCAAAACAUUGUAGUCUUAUUUUGUCAAAUAUUUAUAAAAAGUAGAUAAUUGUCUUGUCAA
Cynoglossus semilaevis (tongue sole) is the source of this 1311-nucleotide messenger RNA. RefSeq names its product chromatin complexes subunit BAP18-like. Gene Ontology annotation, cellular component: NURF complex; MLL1 complex. Lineage: Eukaryota; Metazoa; Chordata; Actinopteri; Pleuronectiformes; Cynoglossidae. The coding region runs from base 316 to 819 and encodes 167 amino acids. The record is from RefSeq and is a predicted model, not a curated record. The transcript is spliced from 5 exons.